Molecule: messenger RNA, 594 nt
Organism: Coprinopsis cinerea okayama7#130
Lineage: Eukaryota; Fungi; Basidiomycota; Agaricomycetes; Agaricales; Psathyrellaceae
Exons: 7
Coding region: 33-491 (152 amino acids)
Cellular component (GO): membrane; nuclear envelope; endoplasmic reticulum
Molecular function (GO): glutathione peroxidase activity; glutathione transferase activity
Source: RefSeq, a predicted model, not a curated record
GUCAACGUUCUUGACUUCCAAUAAUCUGAGCAAUGUCUUCCGCUUUGGUUCCUCAAGGUUUCGGUUAUGUCGGCGCGUCGCUAGUGUCGACCGUCUGGCUUCUUUUGGGCCAGAGCUUUGCCGUGAGCUCUGCACGAAAGAAGGCUGGCAUUGACUACCCUCAAGCAUACGCCGAGAAGGCGCAAGAGAAAGCCUCCAAGGAAGCACUUAUCUUCAACUGCGCUCAACGUGCCCACCAAAACACGCUCGAGAAUCUUCCCGCCGUGUACAUCUCCACCAUUGUAACUGGCCUUCGCUAUCCCAUUCCUGCUGCGGCUGCUUGUGCUCUCUGGGUCGUGAGUCGAAUCUCAUACACCCGCGGUUACAUCACUGGUGACCCCAAGAAGCGCGUUGGCCUUCUCUACGGUCUCGGUUCAAUCUCCCUGCUCGGAUCACUGUUGACUGCCACCUACGUCGCUGGCACCUGGGUUCUCGAGAACAUCAAGGCUUAAGCGAGCAUAAACUAUCAUACCUUGCCCUUAACCUUCUGUAUAUUACGCAUGGGGCGACCUGUAAUGUAAUGAGGAGAAACAUAGGUACAAUCGUUUGGCUGGA